UCUUUGUCACAAACUGUCGGCUUUCCUUCAGAAAGAUGGAGACACUGCUCCCACUCUGCAUUGUUCUCAUGUUCCUCUGCUCAGCGUCUGCUCAGACAACCACCUCUGUCAGCACCAGCCAGAAGGUUUCAGCACAAUCUACGCUGAUCACAGCGACUGAAACCAGUACCAGCAAUGGCUUAAUAUCUUCUCAACCCAGCAACCCCACAUCUGUAGCCCUCGGCUCAACAGCCACGGACAGCAGCACAGCAACGGCCAAUCUAACAACCAACUCCCCUUCUCCACAAAACAGCAGUUCCACUGGGUCUACAGUUUCAUCCGGCAUCACAGCAAAUGGAACCAACACCACACAGGGAACGAACAACUCCACUGACUCACCCCUCUCUGUUUCUCCAAGCAAUACGGUCACAAGCAUGAAUGCAACCACUCUAACUGCGACAAACACAACAAUGGAAGUGAAUGUUACCCUGGACACAAGCUCAACAGCUGUUUCAAACCUGACCACAACUCCCAACGCAACCCAAACAUCUCCCAGCAACAAUGUGACUGGACCCACAAGUGUGAGUCUGACUACUACCCCAAACACAAACCCAACGACGAUCCAAAACUCAGCCCCCACCUCAAACCCAGCAACGAGCCCGACUCCCCCGGCCGCCAGCAGCAGCGGGGGCGGGGUUCCUGGAUGGGGCAUAGCUUUGCUGGUUCUGGCUGCCGUGGUUCUGCUGCUGCUCCUCCUGCUGCUGAUCGCUCUGCUCGUGUGGUUUUGCUGCUGCAGGCACAAAAACAGCUUCAGUCCCUACACGCACCUGAACCCUGCAGACAACAUCCCGUUGUACACCACCCACAGCCGGUUCUUUAACUCCAACGGCAGCAAUCACGAAGACUUGGGGAAACCCAAGAUCCAGCGGUCGGGCUCAUACAGCAUCACCCAGUAACGAGCCUUAACAGGCCAAUCACCAGAGAGGACACAUCCCAUUAAACCUGUCUUACAUUCAACAAUUUUCUUUUUGUUUUGUUUUUUGUUUGUUUGUUUUUUCUUUUUUUUCUUUUUUUUUUACUGUGGCAUUUCAUGUAUGUAUUACAUUUAGUAAGUCCUGCUGAAUUUUUAUUUAUUGUCUCCAAAAGAACUGUGGGACUUUGUUGCUAAAAAAAACAAACUAUAGAACUGUUUGUAGGAUUUAGGAUUUGUUUUUGUUUUGUUUUUAUGUCAAGUUAAUAAAGGUAAAAAUGAUUGUUUUAAUAUUUUAUCAUUUGUACAUUUUAUCCAUCCAUUGUUUAUGUCCUUGUAGGGUUGCUGGGGGGCACUGGGUGAGAGGCAGGGUACACCCUGGAUGGGUCACCAGUCCAUCACAGGGCAACACAAACACACACAGGACAAAAAAACAUGCACACACAGCCACUCCUGAGGGCAUUUUAGAGUAGUCAGUUACCUAAGAGUUAAGUUUUGGGACUGUGGAGGGAACCAGCGCCCCCAGAGAGAACCCAUACGUACAAAAGAGAACAUGCAAACUCCAUGCAACAAGAUCCCAGGCCCAGAUUUGAACCCAGGACCUUCCUGCUGUGAGGCAACAGUGCUAUCAACUGCUAAACAGUACAGCCCACUAAUAUGUAAUUACUAUAAAAUAUGCUAAUUAUAUAUGUUAUUAUAAGUACAUUUUAUAACAAAUAUAAACAAAAACUACAUCAGAAAGUAAAGAGGGGCAGACGACACUGAGCAGAGAAGGACAACAACAGCUCUCCUAUUAUAAGGUAUCAAUCACCCCAAUAGAUGGUAAACAUAUUUAUUAUUGUAAUUUUUCCAAUGAAGAUGAC
Molecule: messenger RNA, 1812 nt
Organism: Fundulus heteroclitus (mummichog)
Lineage: Eukaryota; Metazoa; Chordata; Actinopteri; Cyprinodontiformes; Fundulidae
Product: mucin-1
Exons: 4
Coding region: 36-935 (299 amino acids)
Source: RefSeq, a predicted model, not a curated record